Messenger RNA from Onthophagus taurus, 351 nucleotides. RefSeq names its product DNA polymerase epsilon subunit 3-like. NCBI's taxonomy places the organism in Eukaryota, Metazoa, Arthropoda, Insecta, Coleoptera, Scarabaeidae. Gene Ontology annotation, cellular component: epsilon DNA polymerase complex; CHRAC. Gene Ontology annotation, molecular function: protein heterodimerization activity; chromatin DNA binding. The record is from RefSeq and is a predicted model, not a curated record. Gene Ontology annotation, biological process: leading strand elongation; DNA damage response; heterochromatin formation.
AUGGGUGACAUUUCUAAUGAAAUUAAAGGGAGGAAAUUACCGGAAUUAUUGAAUUUUAAACUUCCCAAGAGCGCGGUUCGAUCAAUAAUUGUUAAAUCGUUACCGGAAUCGGUGCAUUUAAGCGAGGAUCUCGUAAACUCGGUUAGUUGGGCCGCAUCCAUGUUUAUUUUCUACGUUACCACGUUAAGUCGAGAUGCUGAUCAUCAAAAAGAAACGAUCAACGCCGAAAGAGUUUUUGAUGCUUUAGAAACGGCUGGGUAUCAAGAGUUUAUCGAGGAGUUAAAAUCAAAUUUAGAUGCGUAUAAAAACGGGAAAUGUGAACUAAAUGAAGAUGAAGUAUCAGAAGAAUAA